Micromonas pusilla CCMP1545 is the source of this 621-nucleotide messenger RNA. RefSeq lists its product as uncharacterized. Lineage: Eukaryota; Viridiplantae; Chlorophyta; Mamiellophyceae; Mamiellales; Mamiellaceae. The record is from RefSeq and is a predicted model, not a curated record. Gene Ontology annotation, biological process: proteasome-mediated ubiquitin-dependent protein catabolic process. The transcript is spliced from 4 exons. The annotation marks the transcript as partial. Gene Ontology annotation, cellular component: proteasome core complex; proteasome core complex, beta-subunit complex.
GUGAGCAUCAUGAGUUACAACGGCGCCGCCAUCAUCGCGAUGUGCGGCAAGAACUGCGUCGCGAUCGCGUCGGACCUGCGGUUCGGCAUCAACCAGCAGCAGACGACCGCGGUGGACAUGAAGAAGAUCUACGAGAUCCAUCCGCACCUCUACGUCGGGCUCUCGGGCGCGUCCGAGUCGCACUGGUCCCCGUACGACCGCUUUGCCUUUCGUCACAACCUGUACAAACUCCGCGAGGGCCGCGACAUGCGCCCGGAAACGUUCGCGAACGUCGUGAGCGCUAUGUUGUACGAGAAACGCUUCGGGCCGUACUACGCGGAACCCGUCGUCGCGGGAUUAGACCCGGUGACGUUCGAGCCGUUCAUCACCGGGAUGGAUCUCAUCGGCGCGGCGGCGCCGACGGAUAACUUCGUCGUGUGCGGGAACAACGAGGAGUCUCUCUUCGGCGUGUGCGAGAGCAUGUACAAGCCCGACUUGGAACCGGAGGAGCUGUUCGAGGUGAUCGCGCAGUGUCUGCUGGCGGGGAGCGGACGCGAUUGUCUCGCGGGGUGGGGCGGCGUCGUGCACGUCAUCUCCAAGGACAAACGCAUCACGCGGACGCUCAAGGGAAGGAUGGACUAG